UCAGAAUAAUUUCAGAAGAGAGAUCAAAAGUUUCAAUAAGUUCAAUCAAUUUACAUCGAGUCAGAAAAAUGAUAUUUCUUCGAUCCCGGGGUGAAGAACUGCCAACGUGGCUUUUACUCGCUUUAUGUUUCUUUUUAUCUCAUCAGAGAAUUUAUGGACUUGACAAGGAGAUAAUAGACGAUCUCACUAUACCAAAUAGAAACUUUGGUUUCAAAACAAUGAACUACUUCAUAAACUUGGUGAAUGCGAAAAAGCCUCAUUUACAAAUGAUAAACAUUACCGACAAAAACACAGUUCAAAACUACAAUAAAUGCAACACAGACUACGACUUGCAAAUUAUAUACAGUAAUCAAAUGGGUCUUGACUCAGGAGUAAACUAUGUAACAAUAGAAUCUCGGAUCGUUUAUAAAUCGAGAUGUGUUUACGUUUAUGACAGUUUGGGUAGAUUCGAAUUAAAUGAACAACAAAAACAAAUAAUAGAUCUUCGAUAUCCACAAAAUUCUAUCUAUCUUAACCAUCCUUCAACGCGGCAGUUGAGUGGACCAGCAAGUGGACCGUUGUCUAUUGCAUAUGCAACACUUUUUGCUAGUGGCGAAGAUCCACGAAGAUAUCCUCUUCGAAUGAAUAUGUCAAAUCCUGACCCAACGGUUGAGUUAAGAAGACAUAUUUUGAGCAUGUUUGAAAGCAACGAAUUAACGAUUUUCCCGAAGGCCGAUUCCGAAGGACCUACUCAAUUUAGUUCCCAAAUUAUGAAGGAGCUCGGUUCACCAAAAGAGCCGUUUUCUGAUGCUACAAUAAAUUAUUUCAUCCAAAUGGUUCGAUUACAAAAGAAAUUCGAUAUGAUAAACCUUAACAACUAUAACAAAGCUUACCAGAAAGCAGACCCAAAGCAGAGAGAUAUUCAAAUAUUGUACGGUAACGGCACUUCAAAUGGUUAUUACAUUUGUGUAUUUUAUGAACCAUCUGUCAAGAAAGUGUACGUUUAUGAUAUUUUGUUACCGAAUAAACUAAGUCCAAGGAACAAGGAAAUUAUAAAAGAACGUUAUCCAGAGCGCAUAGAAAUCGUUUUUGCUAAACCAAGCAAAGACCAAAAAGAAAAAACAAAAGAAUUGGAAAAAAAUGUAGCACAAGGGAUAUUGUUUGGACGGCUAAGACAAAUAUUCAAGGAUAAAACGGAGGGCAAAGAGAUAGCUAGAAUAUCAAGUGGGCCUAUGUCAAUUGCAUAUGCAGCAUCACUCAUUUAUCUUUCGAGCAAGAGACAUUUUCUUCCGUGUUAUAGACAUUUUCGUUCUCGAGAAAGCAUUUCUGAUCUUCAACUUGAUAGAAUAAACUUAGAUGAACCGAUCGGCGACAGCCCAUACUAUGAUUUGAGAAAAAGUAUUUUAAAUUUGUUUCAAUCAAAUUUAUUAUACAGAGAAACGGUACAUGGUACAUAUAUAUCGAAUAAGCCUCCACCAAAGACGAGUUAUCAUUCGUACAGCAGUUCUUCAUCAUCAUCAAGCUCUGGGCUUCGGCCAAUAGAUUUUUUGUGGUAUUGACACCGGCAUCCGCCAGUAAUAAAUUCUGGAUCAAUACAAUUUAAGAUAAAAUUUGUAUUGAUUUUUCAAUUUUUGUGAAUAAAUUUGCACAUUGAAUUGUCCAAAAUAUCGGCAAUAAAUUCCGUGUUCAAGUCA
Contarinia nasturtii (swede midge) is the source of this 1673-nucleotide messenger RNA. RefSeq lists its product as uncharacterized. The record is from RefSeq and is a predicted model, not a curated record. The transcript has 2 exons. Bases 69 to 1538 code for a protein of 489 amino acids. NCBI's taxonomy places the organism in Eukaryota, Metazoa, Arthropoda, Insecta, Diptera, Cecidomyiidae.